Protobothrops mucrosquamatus (brown spotted pit viper) is the source of this 1887-nucleotide messenger RNA. Its product is annotated as zinc finger protein 397-like. The transcript is spliced from 4 exons. Gene Ontology annotation, molecular function: DNA-binding transcription factor activity; RNA polymerase II cis-regulatory region sequence-specific DNA binding. NCBI's taxonomy places the organism in Eukaryota, Metazoa, Chordata, Lepidosauria, Squamata, Viperidae. Gene Ontology annotation, biological process: regulation of transcription by RNA polymerase II. Bases 1 to 1887 code for a protein of 628 amino acids. The record is from RefSeq and is a predicted model, not a curated record.
AUGCGGAGAAGCUCCAUUCCCAUCUUGGAAAUGGAAGAUCCAGUGAUCGUCCUCAAAAUGGCAGGAGGGUCAGGCAAGGUGGGGGAAAACCAUCAUCUGCUGCCGACCGGAAGCACUGGGAGAUUCCCACAAAGGCUGCCACCACAGAAGACGGUUAAACAGGAACCAGAUGAAGUGAUCUUUCCUUAUUGGGACACCCAGUGGCAGCACUUUCUGCAAGAAACGGGGUCCCCUUGCUCAGGAUGGGAGUCUCCUCAGCUGCCCCAGGAUCCCAGCCUGUGGGAUGAUGCCAAGGGCUUCCUGGCCUCCUUUGAGCAGGUGGCCAAAGCCUGCCGGUGGCCAAAACACGAGUGGGUAGCCCGACUCCUGCCCUCCCUCAGCGGGCAAGCUGAAUGGGCCUUUAGUGGCCUGGAGGCCAGAGAGCAAGAGGACUAUGGGAAAGUGAAGGCGGCCAUCUUGCGGGGAAGCGCCCUCAGCCGGGAAAAGCAGCGCCAGCACUUCCGCCGUUUCUGCUACCAGGAGGCCGAGGGCCCACGGCGGGUUUGCCGCCAUCUUCAGGAGCUUUGCCGCCGGUGGCUGGAGGUGGAGAAACACUCCAAGGAGCAGAUUCUGGAGUUGUUGAUCCUGGAGCAGUUCUUGACUAUCCUGCCAGAGGAAAUUCAGACCUGGGUCAGAGCCCGGGGCCCCGAUACUUGCUCCCAGGCGGUAGCCCUGGCCGAGGAUUUUCUGCAGAGGCAGCAAGGAAUGGCGAAGUGGGAGCGGCAGCAACGGAAACUCUUCCAGAAUCAGGCAUGGCCAAAGCUUCAGCAAGGAAUCCAUACACGGAACAAAGCAGCCAUGUCCAUCGCUUCGGUCACCAAUAGGAAGAUCUUGAGCAAACCUCUGUUAUUCCAGACCCAGAACUCAAGCAUCCCAUCUGGGGUGGACUUGAGACAGGAACCAGGCAAUACUAUCCCGAUUCCCGAGAGACCUUAUCACAAGUGUUCAAUCUGCGGGAAGACCUUUGGUCAAAGCUUGCAUCUGAAUUUCCACCAGAGGACCCACGACGUGGAGAAGCCCUACAAGUGCGCCCAGUGUGGGAGCAGUUUCCACUCGCGCCAAGGUCUCAUCUACCACCAGCGCAGCCAUGCCGGCGAGAAGCCGUACAAAUGCUCCUUCUGCGGGAAAAACUUCAGCCAGAGUUCUCACCUCCUGGUGCAUAAGAGGAGCCACACGGGCGAAAAACCCUUCAGGUGUCCCACCUGUGGGAAAUGCUUCAGCCGCAACUCCCUUCUGACCAUCCACGAAAGGACCCACACGGGAGAGAAGCCGUACAAAUGCUUGCACUGUGGCAAGACCUUCAACCAGAGCACCAGCCUGAUACAACAUCAGAGGAUCCACACCGGGGAGAAACCCUAUCAAUGCUCCGAGUGUGGGAAGAGCUUCCGCCACAGCACCAGCCUGACCUCGCACCAGAGGAUCCACACGGGGGAGAAGCCCUACAAGUGCUCGGAUUGCGGGAAAGGCUUUUGCAACCAGUCGGGCCUCAUUAACCACAAGACCAUUCACACAGGGGAGAGGCCGUACAAAUGCUUGGAGUGUGGGAAAAGUUUCAGCCAGAGCACCCACCUGACCUCGCAUCAAAGGAUUCACACCGGCGAGAGACCGUAUAAAUGCUCGGACUGUGACAAAACCUUUUGCGAUCAGUCAGGGCUUGUUAAACACCAGAGGAUUCACACAGGGCAGAAACCCUAUAAAUGCCUGGCGUGUGGGAAGAGUUUUAGCCAAAGCACCAACCUUAUUAGACACCAGAGAAUCCACACGGGAGAGGAAGCCGACAAAUUAACCUCUCUUUGUGACGCAACAGUUGCAUUCCAGUUUCAAAUGCCGGCCAUUUCUAAGGCUUAA